Sinocyclocheilus grahami is the source of this 3381-nucleotide messenger RNA. Its product is annotated as laminin subunit alpha-1-like. The record is from RefSeq and is a predicted model, not a curated record. Gene Ontology annotation, biological process: tissue development; axon guidance; animal organ morphogenesis. The coding region runs from base 1 to 3381 and encodes 1126 amino acids. Gene Ontology annotation, cellular component: basement membrane. The transcript has 25 exons. NCBI's taxonomy places the organism in Eukaryota, Metazoa, Chordata, Actinopteri, Cypriniformes, Cyprinidae. Gene Ontology annotation, molecular function: extracellular matrix structural constituent.
AUGAAUGGUGGCGGUGUCUCUCCUCAGAUCCACACGUCUCUCAUAAACGGCCGACCCAGCGCAGAUGAUCUGACCCCAGAGCUGCUGGAGUUCACCUCUGCUCGCUUCAUCCGGCUGCGUCUGCAGAGGAUCCGAACGCUCAACGCCGACCUCAUGACCCUCAGCUACCGCGACCCCAAAGACGUGGACCCCAUCGUCACCCGGCGGUAUUAUUACUCCAUCAAGGACGUCUCGGUGGGCGGGAUGUGUAUCUGUUAUGGCCACGCCCAGAGCUGCCCCUUGGACCCUGUUACCAAGCUGAGUGGCUCUGCUUUUACUGUGGGAGUUAAGUGGAGGAGGAGCAAAUGUAACUGUCACAACAAAGCCGUCGACUGUUACUACAACCAGACGGUGGCAGAUCUGCGGCUGAGCGUGAACACACUCGGUCAGUUUGUGGGAGGAGGAGUGUGUGUGAACUGCUCGCAGAACACAGCGGGAGUGAACUGCCAAACCUGUGCGGACGGAUACUACAGACCACACCAGGUGAAUGUGAUGGGCUCUAGCUGUGAUCUGUGCAAGCAGGGCUUCUAUAACCUACAGGACAGUAAUCCUGAGGGCUGCACCGAGUGCUUCUGUUUCGGAGUCUCAGAUGUGUGUGAGAGCUCCACCUGGUUCACCAGCUCGGUGGAGCACAGAGACGGCGUUCUCCUUCGAUCUCUCCAGAGCUCCAGCAUCUUCACGUCUCUCGUCUCAGACGACAACCUCAUCGUCUCUAAUGUCUCAGCGUCCGCAGGAGUCCUGUCUAUGUGGUCAUGGGCCGCGCCGGAGUCCUUCCUCAACAACAAGCUGACGUCAUAUGGAAGCUUCUUGAACUACAGCGUUGCUUAUGACACGUCUGAGGAAAACGUGGACAAAACGCUUCAAGCUCAUUUCAGCGUAAUUAUUGAGUCUUGGGUAUAUAAACUAGUGUGCAUGUGUCGGUUGAGUUCGGUGUCUUUAGGUGUUGGAGACACAAGCUCGGGUCUCUCUAAAGUCCCUCUGGAUGUGGAGCAGUGCGAGUGUCCCUGGGGUUAUUCUGGCACUUCCUGUGAGUACUGUAUGCCCGGGUUUUAUCGGGUCGGUGGGAUUCUGUUCGGAGGAAACUGUCUUCAGUGCGAGUGUAACGAUCACGCAGCGGAGUGCGACAUCAACGGAGAGUGUCUGGGCUGUGCACACAACACCACGGGGCCUCACUGUGAUCAGUGUCUGCCAGGUUUCUAUGGUGACGCCAGCGAAGGAACGCCAGACGACUGCCAGAGAUGCUCCUGCCCACUGACACUGGCGUCUAACAAUUUUAGCCCCACGUGUGUGCUGCAGCGUGCCGGUGAGUUCACCUGUGAUCAGUGCCAGCUGGGAUACGCCGGAGCCAAGUGUGAGAGGUGUGCUGACGGUUACUAUGGCGACCCCGCGGAGCCGGGCCGGCGGUGUUUGGCGUGUGAGUGUAACGGUAACAUGGAUCCGGCUGAAGCGGGUCACUGUGACGGACGCACCGGAGAGUGUCUGAAGUGUUUGGGUCACACGGCGGGUCUGCACUGCGAGCGCUGCGCCGACGGCUUCUACGGAGACGCCGUGACCCUCAAAAACUGCCAGGCCUGCGGUUGCCAUGGUGACGGCUCUCUGUCCACCGUGUGUCACGUGAUCACGGGUCAGUGUGAGUGUAAGGCCCACGUGAUCGGACAAACCUGCGGCCGCUGUCAGACGGGUUAUUACGGCAUCAGCAGCGGCAAUGGCUGCAGACUGUGUGAAUGUAACCAAUCAGGUGCUCUGUCUGCGUCAUGUGAUGAGGAGGGGCGGUGCCAGUGCAUCACCGGGGUGACGGGUGAUAAAUGUGAUCGCUGUGAGCGUGGAUACUACAGCUUCACCGAGAGUGGAUGCACACCAUGUGACUGCGCACACACACACGGGAACUGUAACGCAGACACGGGCGAGUGUAUCUGUCCUCCGCACACACUCGGCCUGAAGUGUGAGGAGUGUGAGGAAGGUCACUGGGGUCACAACGACGUGUCCGGCUGCAAGGUGUGUAACUGCAGUGCCGCGGGCUCGAGUUCAUCUCGGUGUGAGCUGCAGUCGGGUCAGUGUCGCUGCAGGCCGCACUUCUCCGGUCUCCGGUGCGACCGCUGCGCUUUGGGCUACAAAAACUUCCCAGAAUGCACCGCCUGCAACUGCAGCCCCGACGGCACGCGAGAGGAGUUCUGCGACCCGGCGCUGGGAGUGUGUGGAUGCGAGGAUCACGGCCGCUGCUCCUGCAAGGAGAACGUGGGCGGCAGCGGCUGUGACGAGUGUAAGACUGGGACGUUCGGUCUGACGGCUCAGAAUCCGGCCGGCUGCAGUCCGUGCUUCUGUUUCGGUGUGUCCAGCGUUUGUGAGGAGCUCGGCGGAUUGAUCCGAGUGCCGAUCACGCUGGGCUCUGCUCCGGCUCUGCUGCGUGUCGUGUCUCAGAGUGACCUGCAGGGGACGCUGGAGGGAGUUUCUUACAGCGAUCAAGAGAUGCUGCUGGACGCGUCUCACCUCCACAGUCUGCCUGUCCUCACCGGCCCGUAUUACUGGAGACUGCCGCAGAAAUACCACGGUAACAAGCUGCUGUCGUACGGAGGAAGACUCUCCUACACGCUGGCCUUCUUCGCUCUGGACGGCUUGGGUCUGGCCAAUCACGAGCCUCAGGUGCUGAUGAGGGGCGGGCACCUGCGCAAGCUGGUCAUCUACACUGAGCUUCCUGCGCCUGAGAACGGCGUCCGCACCGGACAGGAGGUUCCUCUGACCGAGCACAAGUGGAAGUAUUUCAACUCUGUGUCUGAUGAAGCCGUGAGUCACGCCGACUUCAUGUCAGUGCUGAGUAACGUGGAGUACAUCAUCAUCAAAGCGUCGUACGGCUCAGGACUGCAGCAGAGCAGGAUCUCUAAUAUCUCUCUGGACACGGCUCUGGAGGCGGAUGAGGCUCGUCAGGGCGGAGACGAGGCGCGGCUGGUGGAGGCGUGUGAGUGUGCGCUGGGAUACGCUGGACUCUCCUGUCAGGAGUGUGCUCCGGGGUUUUACCGUCAGGCCGUGUCCGAGCUCAGCAUGAAGGGCAGAAAGCGUCCGCUCAUUCGGCCCUGCGUCCCCUGCCGGUGCAACAACCACAGCCUGUCAUGUGACCUGGACACGGGCGAAUGUCUGGGCUGCCAGCACAGCACCGCAGGAGAGCACUGCCACGUCUGCACCGCAGGGUAUUAUGGGAAGGUUCAGGGCUCCGUCAGAGACUGCUCGCUGUGCACCUGUCCUCUGCGGGGUCAGAGUUUCAGCUCGACGUGUGUGAUAGAGAGCGCCGGUGACUUCCGCUGCGAUCGCUGUGAGGAGGGAUACGACGGCCGUUACUGUGAGAGGUGA